Molecule: messenger RNA, 1530 nt
Organism: Culicoides brevitarsis
Lineage: Eukaryota; Metazoa; Arthropoda; Insecta; Diptera; Ceratopogonidae
Product: carboxypeptidase N subunit 2-like
Exons: 1
Coding region: 1-1530 (509 amino acids)
Cellular component (GO): extracellular matrix
Molecular function (GO): protein binding
Source: RefSeq, a predicted model, not a curated record
AUGUUAUUAUUCGCUUUAGUUGUGGCUUUUGUUUCACUUACGCGGGCUGAAUUGGUCGAGGAUCUUCCAUGGCGUCGCCAAAAUACGAAAUGCAAUGAAACCUCAUGCCUCAUUGCGAAAUUCGACUCCAGCAUUACGCCGCAUCUCUUUGUAAGCGAAUGUCGUGCGGAUAAAGUUAAAAUCAUUACCUUUGUUGACAAUGCAAAUGUGGCGGAAUUGCCGGCAGAGUUAUUUAAUCAAGUAAAGUAUUUAGCAGUUGUCACGUUGAACGAGUCUCGUGCGGAACGCGUUGCCGCAAAUACGCUACGAAAUGCCAAAUAUUUGGAGGAACUUUAUUUGUCGAGUAAUUUGAUCAACAUACUCGAAGCAGAUGCCUUCGUUGGGGCAUCGCAAUUAAAGUUGUUGGAUUUGAGUAAAAAUCAGCUUGAAACGUUGGAAGGAAAUAUUUUUGCGCCGCUUAAAAACCUUCAGGAACUGAAUCUGGCUGAUAAUCUGCUGAAAUCCGUGGAUAAAAGUGCUUUUAAUGGGCUGGAACGCGUUACAUCCAUAAAAUUGGCGGGAAAUGCAUUAAAAGUGUUAGAUACUAACACUUUUUAUCCCUGCAAAAGUUUGGCUUAUCUCUAUUUGCAAAUGAAUCAACUUACCAAACUGCGACUCCGGAUGCACUUUAACACGAUGUACUGGCUAAAUGCUGAUGACAAUUUAAUUGAAGAUUUGUUCCUUGAUGCUGAUGAGGUUCGAAAUCGCGCUGCCCAUGUCUACAUCACUGCCAAUCGUAAUCAAAUCCAAAAGUUCAAGAUUACCGAGAAAUACAACGUGCGUAAUUUGUAUCUCGAGGACAACAAGUUCAUCGACUUGCAAGAGAUAACGCCGAUGGUAGCUUUACAUGAUUUACGUUUAGGCAACAACAACUUGUCUCACAUCACUCCAACGAUCUUCAAAAAUCUCCGAAACUUGGAGAUUCUGUUCUUGCAAAAUACGAUGUUGCCCGCUAUUCAAGAAAACUUUUUCCAGAACCAAAAAAACCUCAAAACGCUUCACAUUGGCUUCAAUAAACUCGUGGUUGUCGAUCUUCGUUACUUGAAGCAACUCACGAAACUCGAGCAACUUCAUUUGGAUGCCAAUGAGUUGACAGACUUGAAUGUUUCGGAACUCAAAGAAGCCCUUCCGAGCUUGAAACGGAUAGAGUUGAGGGACAAUCCGUGGAAUUGUUUGAAGCUUAAGACCAUUAUGGGAUACUUGAGGAUGUAUAAUGUGAAGUUGGUGAGUGAAGAGACGAGUGAUGAGCCAAAUGUUGAGAAGAUUCGGUGUGUGGAUGAAGGAAGGGAAGUUGAUGCUUUGAAGCGGAAGAUUAAGAUGUUGGAAGAUAAGUUGGAGAAAGUUAUUGAGAUGUAUAAUAUGAACUUUUGUGAGUUGAAGGAUAGUUCGUGUUGUAGUCAAGCGCCGAAUUUGUCGCUGUUUGGAGAUGUUGGGAAUGAGACAGCGAUUGAUAUGAGAUUUGAAAGGAAUUUUACGUGUUCGAAGAAAUAA